Molecule: messenger RNA, 876 nt
Organism: Anthostomella pinea
Lineage: Eukaryota; Fungi; Ascomycota; Sordariomycetes; Xylariales; Xylariaceae
Source: the annotation of a GenBank genome assembly
AUGUCUACUUACCUGAUCACCGGAGUAUCGCGUGGCCUGGGCUUCGAAUUCCUUCGCCAGACAUCAAAUGACCCGGCCAACACCGUCGUCGGUAUCGUUCGUAACAAGGUUGCCACCGACGACAAGGUGGCGGCUGAGCUGCCGAACCGCAAGAACAUCCACGUGGUCCAAGGCGACAUGACGGACUACGCCUCGCUAAAGGUAGGCCAGAACAACAGCGCACAUCCCAUCGGUAGUGUUCCAGCUGACACUCAGGCGCAGAAAGCCGUCGACGAAACCGCCACCAUCACCGGCGGCGCCCUCGACUACGUCAUCGCCAACGCGGCCAUUAUAGGCAGCGGGUCCAGCUUCGAUCCCAUCAGCGUCAUGGCCCAGCAGCCAGAAAGGUUCGAGCAGGGAUUGCUGGACACGACGCGCGCCAACGUUAUCGGCAACGUCCACCUCUUCACGCUGGCCCUGCCGCUGGUGCGCCGCGGCCGCGCCAAGAAGGUCAUUGCCAUCUCGUCGGGCAUGGCCGACAUCGAGCUCAUCUCCAAGUUCGAGGUCGCAGACUCGGCGAUAUACUCGGUCUCCAAGGCGGCGCUGAACGCCGUGGUGGCCAAGUUCAGCGCCGAGCACGCCAAGAAUGGUGUUCUUUUCAUGAGCAUCUCGCCCGGAUUAGUAGAAACUGGACAAAACACCGAAUUCACCCCAGAGCAGAUGCAGGCGCUGGGCGCGAUGCUGCACAAGUUCAAGGACUAUGCGCCCCACUUCAACGGCCCAACCACCCCUGAGCUUGCCGUCGGGCAGGUCCUGUCUGUCAUCGACAAGGCGAGCGUCGAAGCCGGGGACGGCGGGUCGUUCGUGUCUCAGUUCGGGAACAAGCAAUGGUUGUGA